UAGACAAACAAAAGUGUCCGUCUGUGUCAUUGUGUAAACUAAUUCGUUCAAAUUUACUUACUUAAGCGUGAAUAAUAUUUUUAUAUAAUAUUAUUUUUACAAGGACCAUGGGUUCAAAAAUAGAGAUCGCUAUUUCUGGCGUAUCGGGGAGAUUUCCGCAAUGCUGCAACAUAGAAGAAUUUAAAACAGCACUUUUGGAAAACAAAGUUCUCUUGACGGAAAAUCACGAUAGAUGGCCUACUGAUCUUCUUGGUACGCCAUCCACAUUGGGAAUAGUAAAUGAUUUCGACAAAUUUGAUGCAAUCUUCUUCGCUGUUCCUCCGAAACAAGCAGAAUCCUGCGAUCCAAGAACCAGAAAACUCCUUGAAGUGGUAUACGAAUGUAUAGUUGAUUCUGGCCACAGUAUAAAUGAGGUGAAAGGAUCAAAUACAGGCUUGUUUUUGGGCGUAAUGCAAAGCUAUUUCGAACAACCUGAAGAUAGAUCUUGUAUUGGAGUGUUCAAUAGAUCGAUAGCUUUAAUGGCCAAUCAAAUUUCGUAUACUUUUGAUUUAAAAGGAACCAGUUAUGCUUUGGACACUGGAUGCUCCAGUGCUAUUUAUGGCAUUGAUCAGGCUGUUAAUUAUAUAAGAUCAGGCGUUAUGGAUUCUGCAAUAAUCUGCUCAGCCCAAACUCACUUACUUCCUUACGAAAGUGCAGAAUUCGCACAAGUUCCAGGCAUAUUAAGUUCAAAAAACAAAUGUCAACCGUUCGAUAAAAACCGAUCUGGCUACGUAAAAUCCGAAGCAGUGGUGUCAAUUUUUCUGAAAAAAUCCAAAGAUUGCAGAAGAAUUUACGCCACCAUCCAGGGCAUAGGCACAAAUGUCGAUGGCUAUAAAGAUGACGGGCUAAUGCAUCCAUCAUCGGAUAUGCAGUAUUCUCUGUUAAAAAGCGUUUACGAACGCUAUAACGUAAAUCCUAAUGAUGUGUUUUAUAUGGAAAACCAUGGAACCGGAACCUUUAUAGGCGAUCAAGUCGAAUGUAGAGCUUUGCAAAAGUUUUUCUGCGAGAAAAGAUCGACGCCCCUUCAUAUUGGUUCCGUAAAGUCUAAUGUUGGACACCCUGAAGCCGCUUCCGGUUUGGUUGGGUUGGUGAAAUUAAUUGUAGCCAUACAAAGUGGUUUUAUACCAGCUACUGUUAAUAUUGAAGAAAUCGCUGAUGAUAUUGAUGGGAUUAAAAGUGGGCAAUUACAGGUGGUACGAGAAAAUUUACCAUACGAAAAUGGAUUAUUGGCGUUAAACUCUUUUGGUUAUGGAGGCGCUAAUGCCCAUUUAAUAUUAAAACCGCAUUUAAGAAGAAAUAUCAGUUUGCCCAUUAAUCCAAGCAUUGUGCAUGUUUCUGGUAGAACCGAAGAAUCUGUGCGAAUACUGCUCUAUAAAAUUUUGGAAAACAAAAGUGACCCUGCUUUUAUUUCAUUGAUAAAUCAAGUAUUUAAGAAACCCAUAAAAAAUCACGACUACAGAGGCUUUCAAGUUUUAAGUGAUACUGAAAGUAGACAGAUUUCUCAUUUUAACUUGGAAAAAAGACCGAUAUGGUUUUGUUAUUCAGGAAUGGGUUCGCAAUGGCCAGGCAUGGCAAAAGAUAUUAUACAAAUACCAAUUUUUAGAAGUACUGUUGAAAAAUGCGCUUUAGCUCUAAAACCUUUUAAUAUAGAUUUGGUUGCCAUAAUUUUAAAUGGAACCGAAGAAACUUUUAACAACUGCAUUAACUGCUUUGUUUCUGUAGUUGCAGUUUCUGUAGGUUUAACUGAAACUUUGAGAUCGUUUGGUAUUACACCUGAUGGCAUUUUUGGCCAUUCUUUAGGUGAAAUAGUUUGUGCUUAUGCUGACAAUUUAAUAACAGCAGAAGAGGCUAUUUUAAUAGCAUACGCCAGAGGUUAUUCCACAUUUAAAGCCGAAACUUCUCCAGGUUUAAUGGCUGCUAUAGGAAUGACUUUAGAAAGUUUAAAAAACGUUUUACCUAAAGAAAUUGAAGUAGCUGCUAUUAACUCCACUGAUAAUAUAACCAUAGCAGGCCCUGAAAAAAAUAUAAAAGAAUUUGUUGAAAAAGUUUCGUCGAAAGGAAUAUUUGCAAGGAUUGUUAAUACAGGCAAUAUUGCUUUUCAUAGUUCAUAUGUAAAUAAAGCAGGUGAAAUACUUUUGGGAGAAUUAAAAAAUAUAAUUAAGGAACCAAAAUUAAGAAGCCCAAAGUGGUUGUCAACUUCUGUACCCAAAGACGAAUGGGGAAGCGAAAAGGAUAAAUAUAAUUCUGCUGAUUACCAUUGUAAUAAUUAUUUGAGUCCAGUUUUACUAAAACAAGUGUUAGACUGUGUUCCCAAAAAUGCCAUUAUUAUUGAAAUAGCUCCUAGAGGACUCUUGCAAGCCAUUUUAAGGCGUUAUUUGACUCCUGAAAUUACAAAUAUAAGCCUUUUAAGUAAUUUGCAAACAGAUAAUAUGGAUUUCUUCUUAUCAAGUUUGGGAAAAGUUUAUCUAGCAGGAGGAAAUCCUGAUUUUUCAAUGAUUCAAACUGAGCAUAAUUACCCAGUGGGUAUAAAUACAGCAUCCAUAUCACCUUUAAUUAAAUGGAACCAUCAAAUUACUUGGGCACUUCCAAAAUAUCGCUCUAAAAAAACUUUUGGACAUGUUAUAACCAUAGACUUAUCCAAGAAUGAAAAUAAAUAUUUAUUGGAUCAUAUUGUCGAUGGUAUAGGUUUAUUUCCAGCUGCUGGAUAUGCCGCAUUGGUGUGGGAGGCAUUUGCUUUUAUGCAUGGAAAAUUAAAAGAAGAUUUUGCUGUGGAAAUAAAUAACCUUAAAAUAUUAAACGGGAUUGUUUUGACCGAAAACGAUGUAUUAAAAUUUGUCGUAAAUAUCUUUAAAAAUACGGGAGAAUUCGAAAUUUUGGAAAAAAACAAAAAAGUAUCAUCUGGGUAUAUAUCAAUGUUAAGAAAUGAAGAGUUUAUACAAGCCUCUUCUGUAAAAAGUGAUGAAGAUGCUUUUAUGGCACGAGAUGAAUUUUAUAAAAUGCUUAAAAUACGUGGAUAUGGGCAUCUGAAUAAGUUUCAAGGAGUCAUGCAGUACAAUUUUACAUCAGCACAUUGUGGAAAAAUAUUGUGGCUCGAAAAAUGGAUAGCAUUUUUAGAUGCCAUAGUCACUUAUUUGGUUAUAUUUCAGAAAGAUGAUUUCUAUAUUCCAAAUAGUAUUAAAGACAUUAUUAUAAAUCCGGUUCUUCACAAGAAAUUGAUUAAUGAAAAUACAUUACUUACGGUUAAUUAUAAUAAUUAUUUUAACUCUGCUAAUUGUGGGGGAGUGGAAAUUAAACAAUGCAGUGGAAAAAACGUAAAUAAGAAAAACAAGGUUACUCCUUUAUUAAAAUCGUACACCUUUACACCCUAUGAAUUACCAGAUGUAACUGAAUUUGAAGCAAUUACAUAUGUUUUACAAACGGUCGUAGAAAAUAAUCUUAAAUCUUCCAAAAUUUGUAUCGGGGACUUUAACUACUUUAACGAUCAUGAGGUUGUUAAAUCAGCAAUUCAUCCAAGAUAUUUACCGAAUUUAUUAUUUAAUUUUGUUGAUGAUAUAACAGCACAAUCUUUAAAAAAUAUACAAUUACUUUUUCAUAAGGAAUUUUGUAGACAAAGCAUGGAACAUUUACAUAAUAUAGGUACAUUUCUUUCAAAGAAAUCGUUUAUUUUCACUAAUAUAAAAACCAAGGAGGAGGAAUGCUAUUUGGCUAAACUAAACUAUAUUAUUGUAUCAAGAUAUCUAAUAAAAGAUGAAGAAUAUGUACUAAUAAGACAAAAACAAGAAACUAAUAAAAAUACUAAAAAAAUAAUAACUAUUCAUGAUAAUAGUUUUUCUUGGUGGGAUGAAUUUAAAGCAGCCAUAAUCGAUUCUAAAACCUUGGUGUAUUUAGUGACAUCAUAUUGCAACUCUGGAAUAGUUGGGUUAUUCAAUUCAAUUAGAGAAGAAUACUGUUGUCAGAAUAUUAGGAUUUAUUAUAUAAAGGACACAAAUACAGAAGAUUUUUCCCUUAAUUCUCGAUUUUAUGAAGAAAGAAUUAAUAUGGAUCUAACUGUUAAUAUUUAUAAAAAUUGUACUUGGGGUAGUUACAGGUUUAAGAAUAUUGAAGACAUAAAUUUAAAGAACGUGAAGUAUGCGGCCUUAUCCAAAGAAAAACAACAGUUAUUGUGGCGGGAAGAAUCAUCAUUUAACAGGUCUGAACAAGAUGAAGUUCUUGUUCUUUUCGCCUUUAUACACAAGUGGCAAUUACAAACAAUAAGAACUACAAAUUUGGCGUUAGAAUAUGCAGGAGUUGAUAAAAAUGGUUCAAAGAUUAUGGGUAUUUGCCCGAAAGGAGCGUUAAAGUCAUAUGUAGACAAACAUGCUUUGCUAAGUUGGGGUAUUCCAGAAUCAUGGGACUUAUCUGUGGCUUCAUCUAUGCCUUUAGCUUUGGCAAUGACUUUUUAUGGACUUUUUAUUUGUGGGCAUUUGGUAGAAAAUAAUUCAAUAUUAAUUUAUUUUGAAAACAACUACUAUACCUUUUCUGCUAUAAAAUUUGCUUUGAAAGUUACCAGAAAUAUUUAUGUUUGCAUUGAGAAAGAUGAAGAUGUAAAUAGUUUUGUUAAUAUUUUUCCUAAAUUACGGGAUAAUAUAAUAUUAACCAAUAAAAAGGUAAUAUUGGAUGAACAAAUAAUAAAACAAACUAAAGGUAAAGGACUUGAUAUAAUAUUCAACAAAGUUUUUGGAGAAAAUACUUUAUUAAUUAAUCGGGUUACUAAAUUUGGUAAAAUUAUAAAAAUUAACUACGAAAAUGAUUUACGAGAACGUAAAAACGAUUUAAUAAUUAACCUUGAGGACCUAUUAAAUGAUAAAAACCUUGAAUAUAUCCAUAAGGAGAUCCAACUAAUUAUUAAUACAGACUUUGUAAACCCUGAGAUGCAAUCUCGCUCAGAAAUAACCCACAAAAACUUGAAUUCAUACUUCCAAAACAAUAAAGAAGAACACUCCGUUAUUGUUAAAGUAAACGAGGGCCAAAACCAUUUAGUUAAAGCAAUAGCUAAAACUUUCUUCAACUCAAAUAAAGUUUACAUAGUAAUUGGGGGUUUGGGUGGAUUCGCACUGGAAAUGGUUGACUGGAUGAUAAAAAAAGGCGCUCAAAAAAUUGUGAUUAACUCGAGAAGUCACGUAAAAGAUGGAUAUCAGGCGGCUUAUUUAAAACAAUGGGCUAAAAAAGGUGCAACAAUUAUUUUAGAUACCAACAAUGCUGCAUCUAUAGAGGGUGGUGAAGCUUUGAUGAUUACAUCAAAUAAAUUAGGUGAUAUCGGUGGAAUUUUUAACUUGGCCUUAGCUUUGGAAGACGAUUUAUCUUUUAAGCUAACAGAAGAACAAUUUUAUAGUGUGGUGGCUCCUAAAUUAUAUGUCUGCGAAAACUUGGAUAAAAUAAGCAGGAUAAAAUGCCCAAAUUUGGACUUUUUUGUUGUUUUUUCUUCAAUGGUCAGUAGUUUGGGAAAUGCUGGUCAGGCUAAUUAUGCUUUUGCCAACUCUGCUGUAGAAAUGCUUUGUGAAAAUCGAAAACAACAAAAUUUACCCGCAAUGGCAAUUCAAUGGGGACCUAUAGGAGAUGUUGGACGUGUAGCUAACAGUACCAAAAAAAUCUUGAAUGCAUCUCAUCAAAGUAUCCAAAGUUGUUUAUUGACCCUUGAUGACCUGCUACAAAAAUCUGAAACUAUAGUUUCCAGUAGUGUUUACGAAAUAAAGGAUUACACAGAAGAAAGGGAUCCUAUAACUACAGUGCUGGAUUCUAUAGGGACCUUGUUUGGAUUUAAAUCUACCGCAUGUGUCGAUAUGAAUUCUUCUUUAAUAAAUUUAGGAAUGGAUUCGAUUAUGAGCUUUGAAAUAAGAAAUAUUUUGAUGGCUGAGUUUAACAUAGAUUUCAGUUCCAGUGAUUUAAAGAAUAUGAGUUUUUCUAAAAUUAAAAACCUUCAGAGAAAAAUGUCUAGAAGAAUAUCAAGAUAUAUGUAGUUUUAUACAAUAAAAUUUUGUAAAAGUUUGCAUUUUUUGUUACUUUUUCAAUAUAUAUGUAUACAGUGUGACCCAUUUGUUAAAUUGUUAAAAUCGCACAAUAAAUAAAGAUUUUACAGGGUUGAGUCGCAAUAAAUGGGUCACACUGUAUAUAUAUAUAAUA
This is a messenger RNA of Brassicogethes aeneus, 6198 nucleotides long. NCBI's taxonomy places the organism in Eukaryota, Metazoa, Arthropoda, Insecta, Coleoptera, Nitidulidae. The record is from the annotation of a GenBank genome assembly.